Messenger RNA from Erythranthe guttata (spotted monkey flower), 1090 nucleotides. RefSeq names its product adenine phosphoribosyltransferase 1. Gene Ontology annotation, molecular function: adenine phosphoribosyltransferase activity. Lineage: Eukaryota; Viridiplantae; Streptophyta; Magnoliopsida; Lamiales; Phrymaceae. The record is from RefSeq and is a predicted model, not a curated record. Gene Ontology annotation, cellular component: cytosol; cytoplasm. Gene Ontology annotation, biological process: adenine salvage.
AUUCUUCGUAGCUAUACUUUAUCAAACAAAAAGCAUCAAAUUAAACCUUCAAUUUAUUAAUCACCCACUUUUCCACACCCUACCCUUUAAUUUCUCUUUAAAUCCCACUCAUGUACACUCUAUCUCAACUCUCGCCAAUCGAGAUCUUCGAGGGUAAAAUUGUCCCGAUCGGAUAUUUGUGCAGCCGCAUUAAGGUUAAAUCAAAUAUCUUCAUCUCCCACUCUAACGCCGCCACCACUGCAAUCAGCAGCAGCAGCAGAAAAGACAAUCCGGCGAUCUACGGCAGAUUAACUGGUGGCGCAGCCGUACCCGAACGGAAGCUUACGAGAGCAGCACACAUGGCUUCAGCAAAUGUUGGCGAAACGGACGAUCGUAUCUCUCGGAUCUCCUCCACCAUUCGGGUCAUACCCGAUUUCCCCAAACCUGGAAUUAUGUUUCAGGAUAUAACGACUUUGUUGCUUGAUCAUAAGGCGUUCAAGGACACGAUCGAUUUGUUUGUUGAGAGAUAUAAAGACAAAAAUAUCAAUGUUGUUGCAGGUAUCGAGGCAAGAGGUUUUAUAUUCGGCCCUCCGAUUGCAUUGGCUAUUGGUGCAAAAUUUGUUCCUAUGAGGAAGCCCAAAAAACUACCCGGUAAGGUAAUAUCGGAAGAGUAUUCGCUGGAGUACGGAACUGACAAGAUGGAGAUGCAUGUUGGAGCUGUCGAAGCUGGAGAACGCGCACUUAUUGUUGAUGAUCUCAUUGCUACUGGGGGAACCUUAAAUGCUGCGAUCCGCUUACUUGAGCGCGUUGAAGUAACCGUGGUUGAGUGUGCCUGUGUUAUUGAAUUGCCGGAACUGAAGGGUCGGGACAAGUUAGGAGACAAGCCACUGUUUGUUCUUGUGAGCUCGUCAAUCUGAGGAAAACAGAUAAUCUAUGAUGCCAACAAAUAAUUUGAUGUAAUAAUAUUUGGCAGAGUUCUUAGCUUAUUCUUCUUCAUACCUGUUAUUGAUUAACAAAUUCUACUGUAUUAUUAUUCAUCUAAACACAUUGUUUGUAUUUGUGAGAGACCAAUACCUCUUUCAUUUGUAUGGAAUAUUUUAUGUUCUGUCAA